AUGGAUACACACCCGGAGCUCUCAUCUAGUGGCCCAGACCCCAACCACAAGUUGGACAUAACGGUUCAGGAGGAGCCACAAACCCCAUCAUCCAGCACUACCCUCUAUUUUGGUGACCCCAGCUGGAUUAUUCACUUUCAAGACAAGAAAGACGACUCCCAGCCUACCGACUAUAGCGCUCGCCAGUGGGGCACUGCUACAAAAAUCCUAAUCUCCAUCGUUGCAAUUGCCUCGUUCUUUGUGGUCACCCUGGCAAAUUCGAUCUACAUUGCUGCCAUUCCGGGCGUUAGAGCGGAGUUCCAGAUUGGAUCUACCUUGGCUAUAUCGCCCGUUACCCUAUACGCUAUGGGGUUUACGAUUGGUCCUCUCCUCUCGUCGGCUUUGUCAGAGGAGUUUGGGAGACAGUGGGCUAUUAAAUGCUCUCUGCUCCUUCACCUGGUCUUCACUAUCCUCGGUGCCACAGCGCGAAACUUUCGCACUCUGGCCGUUGCCCGUGCCCUGUCAGGCAUUUUGGGCUCUCCAUUGGUGACCAUAUUUGUGGGAGUCCUGAACGAUAUAUGGAAGAUGCCUGAAGAUCGGCUGGCAGUCCCUGUAUUCCUGCUCUAUGGACUCGGAGGUAUCGCUGCUCCAACAGUCGGGCCUAUCAUUGGACAGUCCGUUGUGGAAGCCGGCGGAUGGCGGUGGUCCUUUUGGCUGAUAGCCACACUGAUUGGUGUCUGCUUUCUCGCAGCCCUUCCUAUCGCAGAAACCUACGAACGAGAGGUGCGGAGGAAGGCGCUCAAUCUCCCUCGUCGUGACUGGCGCAAGGUCAUAGGUCCUGCCGUUCUACGACCUCUCGAUAUGCUCUGGAAGGAACGUAUCAUAUUCCCCACCACUUCUGUUACUAUUGCGGGCCAAGUCGUGCUUUUCGUUCUCUACGAAUCGUUCCCGAACAUGCUGAACGAGGUGUAUGGAUUCUCCCCGUACCAGACGGGGUUGGCCUUCUUAGCCCAACUGGCCGCAGGCUUUGUGGCAUUCCCACUGUUAGCCUUUAUCGAGAGGAAAAGACAAGCCACCGUGGAAAAAGACCCGGAAUUUAUUCUCGUCGGCGGCAAGUUAGCGGGUGCCGCGAUGUGGGGUUCUCUCUUCACGUAA
Messenger RNA from Penicillium canescens, 1134 nucleotides. Its product is annotated as MFS general substrate transporter. Gene Ontology annotation, biological process: spermine transport; spermidine transport; transmembrane transport. NCBI's taxonomy places the organism in Eukaryota, Fungi, Ascomycota, Eurotiomycetes, Eurotiales, Aspergillaceae. Gene Ontology annotation, molecular function: spermidine transmembrane transporter activity; spermine transmembrane transporter activity. The coding region runs from base 1 to 1134 and encodes 377 amino acids. The record is from RefSeq and is a predicted model, not a curated record. The transcript has 2 exons.